Molecule: messenger RNA, 1056 nt
Organism: Nothoprocta perdicaria
Lineage: Eukaryota; Metazoa; Chordata; Aves; Tinamiformes; Tinamidae
Gene: KLHDC8B
Product: kelch domain containing 8B
Exons: 5
Coding region: 1-1056 (351 amino acids)
Molecular function (GO): protein binding
Source: RefSeq, a predicted model, not a curated record
AUGGCCGCGGGCGCCUUCGCCUGGGCCUCCUUCCCGGCCAUGCCCACGCGGCGCGUGUACUGCAGCGCCGCGCACCGCGACGAGCAGCUCUUCGUGCUGGGCGGCUGCGGCGGCAGCGGGCGGCCCUCGGGCGCUGCCGAGGUGCUCGACGUGCCCACGCAGCGCUGGAGCGCGCUGCCGCCGCUGCCCACGCCGCGCGCCGGCGCCGCCGCCCUGGCCCUGGGCAAGCAGGUCCUCGUGGUGGGCGGCGUGGACGCCUCGCAGAGCCCCCUCGCCUCCGUCGAGGUCUACAACGUGGACGAGGGCAAGUGGGAGAAGAAGGCGGCCCUGGCCCAGCCGUCCAUGGGCAUCGCUGCGGUCCAGAGAGGCGGCGCCGUCUACGCGCUGGGCGGCAUGGGGGCGGACACGGCGCCGCAGGCGCUGGUGCGGGUGUACGAGCCGGCCAAGGACCACUGGCAGCCGCUGCCCUCCAUGCCCACCCCCUGCUACGGGGCCUCCGCCUUCCUGCACGGCACCAAGAUCUUCGUCUUGGGGGGCCGCCAGGGCAAGCUGCCCGUCACCGCCUUGGAGGCCUUCGACCUGGAGACGCGGAGCUGGACGCGCUACCCCGGCGUGCCCAGCCGCCGGGCCUUCGCUGCCUGCGCCAUGGCCGACGGCGUCGUCUUCAGCCUGGGGGGCCUGCAGCAGCCCGGCCCCCACAACUUCUACUCGCGGCCCCACUUCGUCAACACCGUGGAGAUGUUCGACCCCGCGCAGGGAGCCUGGAGCAAGCCGAGCCGCGCCGUGCGCAUGAGGGAGAAGAGAGCUGACUUCGUGGCCGGCUGCCUCGGAGGAAGAGUGGUGGCCGUGGGCGGCCUUGGCAACCAGUCGAGCCCGCUGGCCUCGGCCGAAGGCUUCAGCCUGGCGCGGAAGAAGUGGGAGCCGCUGCCGCCCAUGCCCACGGGCCGCUGCUCCAGCUCGAGCUGCGCGGCGCCCGGCCUGCUCUUCGUCAUCGGCGGCGUGGCGCAGGGCCCCAGCGGCGCCGUGGAGGCGCUGUGCCUGCGCGAGGCGCCCUGA